UUACACACAAAUUAACGUUACAAACGCUAAUUAUCGGACGCUUGGACGAGUGGGCAUCAUUGCUAGCAUUCUGCGGUCAAGAAGAGCGGCUACGUAGACAAGCAUGAGCAAGAUCGCGCAGGCCUCUAAGGUGGCAUGGCACGUGGUGGAUGCCAAGGGUCAGGUGCUGGGCCGCCUGGCAUCGCAGCUGGCGCCCAUUCUGCGCGGCAAGCACAAGCCCACGUACGCUCCUAACGUCGACUGCGGCGACUACGUGGUGGUGAUUAACGCCAAGGACAUUGUGCUCACUGGCAACAAGUGGAACAAUAAGUUAUAUCGCUGGCACACUGGCCACCCGGGUGGCCUCAAGCAGCGCACGGCCAAGGAGUUGUUUGAGCGCAAGCCCGAGGAGGUACUGCGCAAGGCCGUGUAUGGUAUGCUGCCGCGCAACCGCAUGCGCGCGCUGCAGGACAAGAAGCUCAAGAUCUUCAUGGGCGAGGAACACGACUUUGUCAAGGAAGUGGGCGAGAACCCCGUCAUCUACUAAGAUAUAGAGACAGGAGAGAAGGUGGUGAGGGAGGAAUACACGACUGUAUUGUGGACCUGCUUGGUAUGUGUUUAUGCUGCUAAUUCUGUGGAUGUAGGCACGUUGUCUGUGGUUUCUUGCUGCUGUAGAAGCUCACGUUCUUGCUCUUGUAGCUCAAGUUGUUGUCGAGCUUCUUCUUGUUGGAACUGAUGAAGCAGGUCGUCGCGAGUGCUCAUGGCCGUGAGUAGACCUUCAAUAUCGACGAACCCGGACUGCUUCAUUGUGAAGUUUGCAGCGAUCUGUCAUGGAAAACAAGCAGGAAGUACGAGUUAGUGAUCAUUCUAGAUAUGGUGCUAGUAUUGCGGCUAUUACCUCUGCGAUAAUGUGUGCGGGACAUCGUCGCCAAACGUCAGGAAGUGCAUCGGGUAGAGAUGUCAGAGCUGUCAUCGUCUCCACUACAGUGAUGAGAGGGACGAGUCCAGAGUUAUCGACGGUCUGAGAGGUCAAUGCUACAUGAAGGCUCUCGCAUUGGCGAGGGUUGGGAAGCAGCUCGUGGGAUUCUUCAAUAAUGGGAGGUGUAUCCGGAGAAGCUUGAGAUAGCAAUCGUCUACCUUUAUCGACACGCACCAGCGUAUCUUCGCGCAACUGCACAGUUGUUGGGAACCUCUCGAUGAACUCAGGCUUCCGGCGCAACAAGGAACAAACAAUUAGCC
Phytophthora nicotianae INRA-310 is the source of this 1218-nucleotide messenger RNA. Its product is annotated as ribosomal protein L13. Gene Ontology annotation, cellular component: mitochondrial large ribosomal subunit; ribosome. Lineage: Eukaryota; Oomycota; Peronosporomycetes; Peronosporales; Peronosporaceae. The transcript has a single exon. Gene Ontology annotation, molecular function: mRNA binding; structural constituent of ribosome. Gene Ontology annotation, biological process: translation; negative regulation of translation. The coding region runs from base 104 to 526 and encodes 140 amino acids. The record is from RefSeq and is a predicted model, not a curated record.